AUGACCACGUCAAGCAUGGAGCCCAGCACCGACCUCGAGAAAGGCGAGCUCCGCCCUCUUUUGGCCCCCACCACCGAGCACGACGCCAAUGAAUUCGCCGACGAGCCCAUCGACGCCGCCAACGAAGCCACGACGGCCUCGCUGCUGACGACCAUCGCGACCAGCACGUCGCUGCUGUGCUCGGCGCUGCUCAUCUCGCUCUACCGGCACCCGCUGUGGCUGCAGCGCCUGCUCGACCUCUCGCGCAUGCCCUGCUCCCACCCACAGCACCAGCCCUCGCACUUCAUCACCGAGAUCCCCCGCCCCGUCUUCAUCGCCGCCUGCCUCAUCUUCGUCGCCUCCGCCACCAUGCUCUACCUCCACCGCCGCCAGCGCGGCGACAUGCACCAGGACGCCCUGCUCGCCGCCGGCGUCCUGAUGGGCGUCACGGCCGGCCUCGGCCUGGGCUUCGGCGUCGAGGACGUCGUCAGGGUCGCCGGCGUGUGGGCCGUCAGCGCCGCGCUGGUCGGCAGUGCCGUCGGGCAUGAGGUCUUGGCGCUCGUCACGGCGGGUGAGGAGGAGGAAGAGGUCGAUGGCGAUAUGGAGGAGAUGGUUGGCAGGAGGGGGAGCGUCAUGUCCGCCGUUGCCGGCGAGUUUGGCGGUGUCUGGAGGGAGAGGGGCGCGCGGUCAUGA
Messenger RNA from Lasiodiplodia theobromae, 672 nucleotides. RefSeq lists its product as uncharacterized. Bases 1 to 672 code for a protein of 223 amino acids. Lineage: Eukaryota; Fungi; Ascomycota; Dothideomycetes; Botryosphaeriales; Botryosphaeriaceae. The record is from RefSeq and is a predicted model, not a curated record. The transcript has 2 exons.